Molecule: messenger RNA, 674 nt
Organism: Salvia hispanica
Lineage: Eukaryota; Viridiplantae; Streptophyta; Magnoliopsida; Lamiales; Lamiaceae
Source: RefSeq, a predicted model, not a curated record
UCGCCCCCAACCCAAGCAUUAAAUUGCGAAUUCCCCCACCCUUACCCUUACUUCACCCCCAAUUCUUCCAUUUUCUAGGUCACUCCCAAUUCUCUCUCAAACCACCAGCAAGCUCUCAUGCUCCAGAACAUUCCGAGGCCAUGGCGAUUUCCGACGCGGUCGUGGCUAAUCUAACCACUCUCUACCUUGUGGUCAUUGCCGCCAUCAAGGCCUACGGCAUGGCGGCCAGCCGGAGCUUCAGCGGCAGCUGCGUAAUCGUCCUCUCCACCGCCGCCGUCGCCCUGAUCCUCGUCGCCGCCCUCGCCUGGGACGUCUCGCGCAAGGCCACGCGCGCGCUGAUGAUGAGCGCCGCCGCGCCCGAUCCCGGCCACGAAAUGUGCCGCGGCGGCAUCUGCUGGCACGGCGUCGCCGUCAAAUCUCCUGCGUCUCAGGUCCGAUUCCGCCUCCCUCAGCACCAAAACAUAUGAUCAAAAAUCACCUCUGCUGCUAUGCUACUGCACACCUAAAUUAUACUUCCAAUUUUGGUUUUUUGUUUCUUAUCUUAAACAUAUAUUUUGCAUUUUUUUUGUAAUUAAAAAUGCAGUAAUCCUUUUAGCCUUGUGUAAAUUAAAGUGUAAAGAUUUUUGGGGUGGAAUUUUGUGUAUAUAAAUAAUAUAAAUAGUGUUUUCCUAAUA